Heterostelium album PN500 is the source of this 1995-nucleotide messenger RNA. RefSeq lists its product as uncharacterized. The transcript has 5 exons. NCBI's taxonomy places the organism in Eukaryota, Evosea, Eumycetozoa, Acytosteliales, Acytosteliaceae. The coding region runs from base 1 to 1995 and encodes 664 amino acids. The record is from RefSeq and is a predicted model, not a curated record.
AUGGAUAAUUUACUGUCUCCUCCACCAAGAUCACCAACUUUAAUUUUAGAAGGUAAUACGAGGAAUAUAUUUAAGGAGUUGGCAAAAGAUAAUAAUGGACAAUCAUGUCACAUGACAAUGGCAUCAAUCGAUGAGUCGAUGUUUGUAAAUCGAUGUUUCGAAGGUGAUCUCGUUAUAGAUUUUGGUGAAGUCUCGAGUGAACAGCGUAUUUCAAUCAACCGUACAAUAGAGUCAAUCAAAGAGGUAGCAGAUAGCUUCGAUCGAGUCGAUAGUGUAAAGUCGCGAUCCUAUCUAGAUGAUUUCCAUAGGCAGCGGUUGUUCGCUGAUAUGUUACCACACUUGAUAGCUGCUAGCAUGUUCAGUGCGUUUCAAAUCGAACAAAUCAGAAUUCAUCCAUUGUCGUUAGGUCAAAUAGUUUGUCGGAAAUACCAUAUUGCCGAUGAUCUCUCGAUAUAUAAACUGGCGGAUGUUCCAACGAUGAUCGCCAAUAACUUUACAAAACAAUCACUCUCUCUCUUGGGAGAUCUAAUGAUGCAUCGUCAUCUUGACUCUAUUCUUAGUCUUGGAGAGUAUUCACAAUUCGAUAGAAAUGGUUUUAUCUUUAAGGCAAUAAGAAAGUUUCUAAAUAAAUCAGAUACAUUGACUACUAAUAGAGAUAGAUAUCAAAGGUCUUAUUAUUCAGUGAAUUUAGCAAGAUAUUUGAAGAACAAUGAACUAGAGAUUUUAGUUAUGGAGAUGGUGUACACAAAUCAAUUUAGAACUAAAAGAUAUAUUUAUGGUAAAGAACAUUUAUCUGUGAAUGAUAUCUUCAAUUUCAAAAAAGGUGAUGAGGCUAAACAUAGGUUUAAUGAGCUCUAUAAGGAAUUGACCAACAGAGAAUAUAAACAGAAUGACUUAUUCCCACCAGGUGACAGUGAUGAGUUCUUUGGUCACUUUGAAUCCAUAAUUGAAAAGAGAUAUCACAUUCCAUCGAUGAAACAAAUAUGUUACUCUGUAUUAUCUGAAAUGUUUUUAAUGUAUGUAGUUAAUCUCUAUAUGUAUAUCGAAUCAAUGUUUAGUAGACAUAGAUGGUUCCGUCGGUCAGUCAUUUUCAGCAUUCCACAAAGUUUAACUAGACCACCAUAUGACGCCAAUCUCUUGUUCAACGUCUAUGAGAGUCGUCAUCUCUUCAAACCAAAACAACUACCCGAAGCUAACUUGUUGUUCUCUCAAAAGGUUUCAACAAAUCCACUCGUUCUCCAAGACAAACAGACAUUCCUUGAUAACUUUAAGAAGAAUACCGAUGGAUUCUUUGAAGUAUUGGGAUUUAAGAAUAUGGUUAUCAUUGGUGGAGUUAUGACAAGUUCUCUCACAGGUGAAACAGUUGGAUUCGAAUCAUCGGAUAUCGAUGUUUGUUUCUAUGGUUUAUCAGCAACUGAAGUCACUGAAAAGAUUAGAGAGAUUGUCAAACGUAUCAAUGCAAACUACACCGGUCACAGUAUUACCUAUAGUGAGAAUGAACUUACAUUCUGCCGUCACUAUCCUUAUCGACACAUUCAAUUCAAUUGUUCGGUAUUCAAUGAUAUUCAAGAUGUUUUGUUGGGUGUCGAUAUUGAAGCAUCUUGUUUCGCAUUUGAUGGCACCAGCGUCUGGACAACUCAGCGCGGUAUCGAAUCAUUCAACUAUCGCGCCAAUUUCGCUACUUCCUAUGGACAUGUUAUUCGUGGUGACCAGAUCUACCAACGUCGUCUUCUCAAAGUCGGUGGACUUCCCUAUGGACCGAACUUCAACAAAGUUAAUUUCGAUAUUAGAGUUACCAACAACUAUAAUAACAACUACGAUGGUUACAAUUCUAGUGAUUGGCCAUCUAUUCUGAAGGAUAUCAAAGACCUCGAUUAUGUCAUGCCGAGUAAAAACAUUUUAACAAACACAGGAUUACCAUUCGAUCAUUUCUUGUUGAUUGAUAAAGAUGAUCAAUUUCACUCUGAUACUGAUGAUUACGAAGAUGAUGAAUAA